CUCCCGUCUAUUUGUUUACAACUUGCCCUGGUUCGCACUUCGCACAACUUCAGCUCCCCUCGCCUCAAAUCGCCCCUCACCCCCUCUCAGCGUGCAUCGUAGCGCGCCCUAACCAAACCCAAACCCAGCUGGCUCCCGUCGUUUCUGCUCUCAUCCAGCUUUGGAAAAACUUCCGCUCUUCAAAGUCUCCUUUGCACUGUAAGUUAUGGGUUUAUGCGCAGCUUUGGAAAAGCUUCCGCUCUUCCAAGCCUCCUUUGCACUGCUGCACGGGUUCUUGGCGCUUCACAGAAGAGCAAGUUUGUUUUGAAAGGGUGAUAGCCGACAGGUGACUCGUGCCCGAGGAAAGAAGAGGCAAUCUGGAAGGGGAUAAUGCAGAACGAGGUGUGACAUGCGCAGAUAAUAAAGAGGUGAUUUUCUGAAGUCCGGCUCCGCUUCGCCUGCUCGCCAGUCGGCACUCGGCAGCCUCGCUUUGUCACACUUUCGCACCUCGCCGCCACUGCCGCUGCUUGUCCGCUCCGCCUUCUAACCGACGAAUGAAUCGAGUGCAGCUGUGAAGAAGAUAUGCAUUGGUGAAUGGUGGCAUUAUGAUUAAAAUGUUGUUGCGUCCUUCACUGCUGAAGUCUUCCUAAGAUGGCUUACAGAUGUUCUCUUCUCAAGUUAUAUGACAUAGAUGGAAAGUACAAUGAGUGAAAACUCUUCUCCAACAAAACCUAAAUGGAGGAAAGUUGCUUAUGGGGGGAUGCAACCUGGUUUUGAUGACAAUCAUACAGAUGAAUCUUUCCUAGAAGAUAUGAUUAUGAACGCCAAUGUGGUCAAAAGAGACUUGCUAAAGGUGAUCCUUGAUUCAGUUUCCAUUUCUCAGUAUAUUUCCACUGUUUGUCUUGUGGUUUUGGUUUGGACCUAUACACUUCGAUCUACCUUGAAUGAAAAUUCACUUUUAGUUCUAAAUGUUAGCCUUCUUGGGUUGGGUUUUUUCAUUCUUCUCUUGACUGCAGACUCAAUCUCCUUUAAUAUUCUUCUCAGUUAUACCCUCAAGAUUUCAUUUUUCAUGACUGGGUUAUACAUGUUGUCUCCUAUCUUCCAUACACUCACCCGAUCCAUAGCCUCAGAUUCUAUAUGGGCACUAACAGCUUGUCUCCUCAUUAUAAACCUCUUCCUGCAUAAUUACUCGGGAUCAACUGUAAAAGCUCCUGGAAGUCAAGAAAACCCAACCCUUAUGAGCAACAUCUCUUUGAAUGCUUCUAUAGUGGCUUCACUUCUAAUUGCCUCUCGCCUUCCAUCAAGGCUUCAUGUAUUUGCCAUUGUGUUGUUCUCCUUGCAAGUUUUUCUAUUUGCCCCAUUUGUCACCUACUGUGUGAAGAAGUUCUCAUUCAAAUUGCACCUUUUCCUCUCUUUCGGGUUAAUGGUCUUGUCCUUAGUUCUCCUUUACUGGUUGCACACACUGCUCUUUAUUUUGUUGUUAGCUGUGUUUGUCUUUGUCAAUUUGGUCUGCCCAUUUUGGCUGAUACGACUUCAAGAGUACAAGUUUGAGAUUAACGGUCCCUGGGAUGAGGCCAAGCUCUGUUUUGCCAUCACAGAAUGAACACCAAAGACUAUAUAUAAUGUUGUGAUGGUGAUGUUAUCAAGAAUGGAAAAAUGUAAGGGGUAUUUUGCAUGAAGAUCUGAUAUACAGAUUGGAGAAACCCUUUAAGCAGUCUCUUAACUAUAUAAGAUUGCAGAGGGAAAGGGUAUGAUUUGGCUCUGAGUCCCAGUGAUAAAGUAUGAGUCAAUAUUGUACAAUCAUGAUGCUCGACAUAGACGCAGAGAUUCUUACAAAUACCGCACGAAGUAUAAUUUGAUACCGUUUAAGUUGCAAAAGCUAAUAUCAUGAAUUAGUUACUUCGUAUAAUGCAUCAGUCUCUAGAAAUACACGGAUUGUUUUUUAAAUUAUGUUUAAAAACAGUCCAUUAAUGUGUGUGAUCAAAUAAAAACUCAUUUAUAGCGUCAAAUACAAGAAUACA
Cuscuta epithymum is the source of this 2000-nucleotide messenger RNA. Lineage: Eukaryota; Viridiplantae; Streptophyta; Magnoliopsida; Solanales; Convolvulaceae. The record is from the annotation of a GenBank genome assembly.